Pangasianodon hypophthalmus (striped catfish) is the source of this 3628-nucleotide messenger RNA. It is a transcript of the gene papolg, whose product is annotated as poly(A) polymerase gamma. Gene Ontology annotation, cellular component: nucleus. The coding region runs from base 168 to 2423 and encodes 751 amino acids. The transcript is spliced from 22 exons. The record is from RefSeq and is a predicted model, not a curated record. NCBI's taxonomy places the organism in Eukaryota, Metazoa, Chordata, Actinopteri, Siluriformes, Pangasiidae. Gene Ontology annotation, molecular function: poly(A) RNA polymerase activity; RNA binding.
GCAAAGAGGACUCGGAUUUUGCGCAAAGCCUGUCGGGAUAUCGUUGGCCGGUGGGCGCCAUAUUGGAGUACAACUAUUGUUAUAAAAAGAGACGGGGCUGCUGUUAGCUGAGUUUAUGUUUUCUUCAAGUGUGAUUUAAAAAUAUAAGGUAUUUUCUACGAAGGGUCAUGAAAGAAAUGUCAGCUUCGGGAAAUAAUAUGCUUGGCGGGCAGCAGCCUCAGAAACACUAUGGCAUCACGUCCUCAAUCAGCCUGGCCUUUCCCCGGGAUAUCGACCACCUGUACACUCAGAAACUCAUGGAGGCUAUGAAACCUUUUGGAGUGUUUGAGGAUGAAGAUGAGCUUAAUCACAGGCUUGCAGUUCUUGGUAAACUGAAUUCAUUUGUUAAAGAGUGGAUUGCAGAGAUCAGUGAAUCAAAGAAUCUGCCACCUUCGGCUGUAGCAAACGUUGGGGGGAAAAUCUUUACCUUCGGGUCCUACAGGCUGGGAGUGCACACAAAAGGUGCUGAUAUAGAUGCCUUGUGUGUGGCACCUCGACAUGUUGAAAGGAGUGAUUUUUUUACAUCUUUUUUUGAAAAACUCAAACAGCACGAUGAGAUCAAGGACCUACGGGCUGUAGAAGAUGCAUUUGUACCAGUGAUCAAAUUCAAGUUUGAUGGGAUAGAGAUUGAUCUUCUUUUUGCAAGGCUUGCCCUGCAGUCUAUUCCAGAUAACCUGGACCUUAGAGGAGAUUCUCUGCUCAGAAACCUGGAUAUUCGAUGUAUUCGCAGUUUAAACGGUUGUCGUGUUACCGAUGAAAUCCUGUACUUGGUGCCCAACAAAGAGAACUUCAGACUUACUCUACGGGCCAUCAAACUGUGGGCUAAACGUCGUGGAAUCUACUCUAACAUGCUUGGCUUCCUGGGUGGUGUGUCCUGGGCCAUGCUGGUGGCCAGAACCUGUCAGCUUUACCCAAACGCCGUGGCUGCCACACUUGUGCACAAAUUCUUCCUUGUCUUCUCCAAAUGGGAGUGGCCAAAUCCUGUCCUUUUAAAGCAACCAGAAGACAGUAACUUGAAUCUGCCAGUCUGGGACCCGCGGGUAAACCCAUCAGACAGGUACCAUUUGAUGCCGAUUAUCACACCUGCAUAUCCCCAGCAGAAUUCUACCUACAACGUGUCCACCUCCACCCGCACCAUCAUGAGCGAGGAGUUCAAAUAUGGCCUUACAGUUACAGAUGAAAUCCUUCAGGGUAAGGCCGAGUGGUCCAAGCUGUUCGAGCCACCAAACUUUUUUCAAAAGUACAAACAUUAUAUCGUGCUUACUGCCAGUGCAUCCACUGAGGAGAACCACCUAGAAUGGGUUGGGCUGGUUGAGUCAAAGAUUAGAGUUCUGGUUGGCAAUUUGGAGCGAAAUGAAUACAUCACCCUUGCUCACGUGAAUCCCCAGUCUUUUCCCUGGUCGAAGGAGAGCCGAAAUGACAAUGAGUUUGUUUCGAUGUGGUUCAUUGGAAUAAUAUUCAAAAAGUUGGAGAACGCUGACUGUGUGAACAUUGAUCUGACUUAUGAUAUCCAGUCCUUUACAGACACUGUCUACAGGCAAGCCAGUAACAUUAACAUGCUGAAGGAAGGGAUGACCAUCGAAGCCACACACGUGAGGAAGAAGCAGCUACAUCAAUACCUGCCUGCUGAACUUGUGCACAGGGGCAAGAAGAAGAGCUUGGGAGAUCUAAAUCGCAGUUCAAAUGGUGGUGGGUCUAAACGCUGUUCACUGGAUGGCAGUCAGCUGGACAGUUCCAGAGAUACAGACACAGGCACCCCAUUCAGCUCUCCGACCCCAGUCAUCAAAAGCUGCAAGUCAGCCUCCACACCUGAUGACAGUAGCAUUACCCCACCCAAGCCUUCAGUUCCCAUGUUUGUGGAUAGCUCCCCAUCCUCUGAGUCGUCUCCUCCAAAGAAAGGGCCAGGAAUGUCCAUUCCAGUAAUUGGAGCAAAGACAUCAGUCACCCAGGUGGCCAAGCCCACAGUGCCCAUCGCAGGGAGCACCAUUCCCACUGUGGUGGGCCGAAACGUGAUGCCACGUAUGAGCCCACCCAAAACCAGCUCAUCUGACCUGACCAACGGCCUCAAUGGAGCUGCACCUAAGAGGCCUCACUCGCCUUCACUGGAGGAGCCACACAAGAAACUGAAAGACACAGAACAGCAGGUGUUCUCCGAUGAUUAUACAUUUAAAGAACCAUACCCACCUUCCUCUAAUGGCCAGGAAGCAGGAGAUGGCCCAACAGGGGAGGAUCAUGCAAUUACAAAGCCUAUGCCCAUUCCCACUAUCGAUACAUCAAGGACACAGAGACUACCCAGUAAAGAACUGCCAGAUGCUUCCUCUCCAGUACCUACGAGCAACCUGCGUGUCAUUAAGAACUCAAUCAGACUCACUCUUAACCGAUAACAGUGAGCUCUCCAUAGGUAAUGGUAAAUGUGGCAGCCAUUCCAGGAUUUUUUUUUUUUCUUUUCAUCUUAAUUUACCAUCAUUCAGACUUUCUGCCUGGAGGCUACUUGAGAGAGCCAGACAACUGUGGACAGCGUCAGUGCUUUUAAUUUCAGGCUGCCACAGGUGCUCAUCUGAUCUUCCUUGAGACAUUGUAAAGCAUUCAGUAUAAAGUAUUAGACUAUGGUUUUUUUAUAUAUAUAUAUACUGCCUCAAUGUGUCAAAAAUACUUGCUAAGUGGACACCUAUCGGAGCGUGUUUUGAAAUGUAACUUGUACAGUAGAUGUAGUUUGUAUAUAAUGUCUUUAAAGUCAUUGUUAAUCUUUCUAUACCAUUCUAUUGUAGUUUUUACUAACAAAAAAAAAAGUUUAAAAAAAACGUGUUUUGUGUAAUGGACAGUUUUUGUUUUCUUUCUUUUUUUCUUUCCUUUUUUUUUCUUUUUUUUCCACUUCCCAGUCUUUUGCUAUGACUGUCAUGGUUCUGAAUAGUGUUUAGACCCAGGACGUUUUUUGAAGGCGGAGUGGUAGCUGAUUGGGCCUGCUUUGUCCUAAACAUGACCUAUUUACUGAUAUCAACCCACUGACCUAGCACAUAUGUAUUUACUGCACCUGCAGCAAAGUGUGAAGGCUGAGGUUGGAUGUUGUUUGUAAAGCCAGAGUGGACAGAGCAGGUCAUGUUAGGCUUGUGUUUUGCUGAAAUGGCUUAUAUUAUUGCAGUAUGAACUCAGAGUGAAGUGUGUGUGCGUGUCUGUGUGAGUGAGAGAGAUUUAUUCCCUGACUUUAGGGCUUCACCUCUGCGCCUCCCAUGGAGGUUUCGUUGGCAGCAGCGUAUUACUUUCAGCAAAAAGAGACAAAUGGAGAAAAAUUUUAUUUCUCAGUGCUUUUUUUUUUCCCCCCCAUCCACAAACCACUGCUCUCCCCAUAUAUAUGUACAGUUUAAAAAAAAAAAAAAAAAAAUAUGAAAAACGAGGCUACUCAUUUGGGGUUUCUUCACCUUUUAUUUAUUUGCUUAUUUGUACCGAAUAACUUUUAUAUUGCAGGCAUUGCAGUUUGAGAUUUCUUCAAACCUCAUUUCCACAUACAGGUUUUGACAUUUCAUGGUGAACUUGUUUUGGGGAAAAUACAAACUAUAUAUACACACGUGUCCUUUUUUUUUUUUUUUUUUUU